Pomacea canaliculata is the source of this 4779-nucleotide messenger RNA. Its product is annotated as dynein assembly factor 1, axonemal homolog. Gene Ontology annotation, molecular function: protein binding. Bases 158 to 2281 code for a protein of 707 amino acids. NCBI's taxonomy places the organism in Eukaryota, Metazoa, Mollusca, Gastropoda, Architaenioglossa, Ampullariidae. The transcript is spliced from 12 exons. The record is from RefSeq and is a predicted model, not a curated record.
GUGCAGCACUGCGCAUGACAGGAGCAAGUAAAAUUCCAACAUGACUGCUCCGCUUUCUGUUGUGGACUUACACCUACUGGCAAACAAACAAGAUCUCAAUGUAUAUUGACGGUUGUGAAAUGUACCAGGUACAUUUUCAAUCAUAGAAUUGGAAGUAAUGGCACUUGCAUUUCAGCGUCCUGUGUCACAUAGUGCAUAUAAGAUGAACUCUACCCGGCGCCCACAAAGUGGCCUAACACGAGGCGUGCAAAUCACUGAGCUGCCAGAUGGGUGUAUGAACCCAGAUCCAGUUAUCAUGCAGGAAACAGACAUUCUCAUGGAACAGUACUUGUCCCCAACUAAAUUGCAACUACUGGCAGGCACAGACAAACUCGACCAAGUCCAGUCUCUUGAAUUAAGGGUAGACACAUCAGAAACAACAUUAAAUAACUUUGGAACACUCUUGCCUAACCUCACUGUCCUGAAACUCUCUGGCAGUCUGAUCCCUUGUAUCAGAGACCUUGGCUCUGCAUUGCAUAAGCUGGAAGUACUCUGGAUGCCUCGGUGCAGUCUGGAAGAAUUGGAUGGCAUAUCAGCCAUGCUGCAACUACGGGAAGUUUACUUAGCAUACAAUGAGUUGUCAGAUUUAUCACCGCUUAGCAUGCUGGAGGAAUUAGAAAUCCUAGACUUGGAAGGAAACAAUUUAGAUGACAUUUGUCAAAUCGAGUAUUUGACCUUAUGUCCCAAACUGGGUCAGCUGACUCUGGAUGGAAACCCCAUCUGUGUCAGACCAACACCAGAUGCUCAAGAGGAAGAUUACGACUACAGAGAAACCAUAAAAAAGAUUUUGCCAGCCCUUCUUACUCUGGAUGAUAAACCUACAGACGAAAGUGGUUCUGUAGCAACAAAUGUCUUUGAUGCUGAUUGGGAGUAUCUUGAAGAAUUGCAGAGAGAUGCCUUGGUUAUGGAAUCCAAGGAAAAUGACAAAGAGACAGUGUCAGAGGCUGGAAGACCUACAACUGCAGCCUUACAACCUGCCACAUCAUAUAGACCAGGAUCUGCACUCCGUCCUUCUUCUGGCUUUCGUCCAAGCAGUGCUGCCAGACGGCCAGCAACUCUGAGUGCAGGACGGCCCAGCAGUGCAUCAAAAGAAAAGUCAAAGAGGCGACCAGCAUCCAGUGACGCAGUUGAAGGCACGGAAGCAGUCAGCAAUCUGACCUGUGGCAAUGUGGUGUGUGGAAAUCCUUCCAAAGCGCUACGAGAGCGACGGAAAGCCAACACAAGUCAAGAACUGGUUAAAAAGUCUGAACCUGAGCUGCAUGAUGGUAGCUUGCAAACAGCAGCAGCCCAGGAUGCACAGCUUGGUGUCAAGAAGACUGUCAUUGACAUAACUGAUGUGGGCUCUAUUGAGGACAAGGACAUCAGUGACCUGCUGCAUGAACUGCAGUCUUGGAAAAUAGAACACGAAAAAAGACUUGAAAAAAUCAGAGAAUCCAAGGCACCACAGGUAUUUAAAAUUGAGCACGAUGAGCACAACAAAAAGCUUGAUCUUUCUGGCAGUGAUCUUGAUGAUCACAAUGAGAUGUACAAGGAUGAUGAUGUGGACAAGGAUGAUGAUGUGGAUAUUGAUUUUAGGCCCAGUUCUGCUAUGCAGCAGUACCAGCAGCAACAGCAGCUAAAACUGUCAAGUACAAAGGACAGGUUGUUACCUUCUGGAUCAGGCCUGUCACAUCUGAAUGGAGCUAGACCCGGGUCAUUCAUGGAAGACACUCCUAAAGAUAGUCCUAUAGAUCAGGUUGUCAGCACCAGGCAGAGAGGAAGUAGAGAGAUUCAAGAGCAGAAGAAGUCAUGUGACGAUGAUGUGCACCUGACCAAAGAGUAUGAAAGACUGAAAGAGCUGAAGAAGCAGAGUGAGAGAGGGAGGCUAGUUACAAAGCAGGGAGCACUGAAGGAGAUUCGACCUCCGAGCCCUGGUUUUCACUCCACUCAAGUGAAUCAUCCUUCCAGUUCUAUAGCUUCACCAUUUUCUGGGGCUCGUUCCCCAAACAGCCCUACAAGCAAGGAUGCCAUCCAGCCAUUUCCAAAAGAGCGACCAAAGAAGUUAAGGAUUGGUCCCACUGGGUUGCCUGGGUCAACCCAACAGCCACUAGUUCGAGAUAUUAUGACACCACCUGCAAAACCAGGUAUGGCAAGUGUGCGACCUUCAUCUUCACUGCCACCUUCUGGCCCUUCAAGCAGGAUACGAAGACAGCUGCCAGAAGUGCCAACACUUCCAUCUCGCCCGCCAGUCUCCAAAUCCUAGCCAAUGCCACACAUUCCCUUGAAAUGGUGUAAUCAAAGUGAUUUGCCUUGGUAACAUAAUGGCUUUGGAGUGUUGAGAAUUAAGGGCUUGACUGUGAAGCUCUUAAAGUGCUCGAUCAAAAUUUAUGCUUGUACUGCUGAGUUAUCAUUGUCCCAAUCCUGCUGAGGGUUUUUUUUUUUUUUUAAAGUGGCUGACUUUUUAAACUUUUUUAAUACUGUGCACUGUGAUAGAUUGUUAUUUAUCAGUUUUAUGAUGAAGAGAAUCGAGAGCAAGGACCUGUCUGUUGUUGAUGACUUGUUAAUCCAGCUGUUUGUACAAUGCAUGUAUGGAACAAAAGUUUAAGUACAAUUUUGCUGGCUGAAACCAAGGUAAAUUUUUAAAGCUUUAUAGUCUUAUUCUUGCUAUUUUUUGUAAAUGUAGCAGAAAAAGUGAAUAAAAAGUUCUCUCUUUUGGAGCACCGUGUUCCAUGCUAAUAAAGUAAACAUAGUCUAAAAACAAUUAUGCUUUAUAAGCUAUAACUGAUACCGUCCACAAGUCUGCAUUUCUCCUAUGCAGCAGUGCACCAUGGUGUUUAUUAGUCUAGCCACCGAUUCUUAUAGCCAAAGCAGAGAUAAACAGUGAGAUCAUUAGGUGCUUACUAGUGGAUGAUUUUUACACCCACUUUUGAUAUUCCUUUGGUUUAUCAGCUGAUGUAUUAUUUACUUUGGGCGCAUACUACAGACAUAGAGGGAUGAAUAAAGUAGAAAAAUACAGACUGCUCCUAUUUUUUUUUUUUAAAAGCUAGGUUAUUUAAAUUAUUUCUUUUGUGUGCUGGCUUGGUUUCAAUGACUUACUUCACAUUUUUGUUUUUAAUUGGCUUUUAGGAUAGUUGAACAUCAGCAUUGCAAUGAUCAGUUGAUUACAUUAAUACUGGAAGUAAAAAAGUUUCCCUCAAUUUUUUUUCCCAGAAGGCAGUGGCUGUAAUUUUUUUUUUGGUCAUUUUUACUGUGCUUAUUAUUACAUUAUGUGGUGUUGACAUGGUACACAUUGUGAUUACCAAAAUAGAUAUGUUGUAAAGUGUAUGGCAGUAUGAGAACGGCUCUAUGUGCAGCUGUACACUGUUAUAUAAAAACUCCUGAAAUACUAAAUAUGCUUUUAUCAUGGCUUAAAUAAAGCCACUGUUUCUGAACUGACAAUGUCAGAUACAAUCGGAAAAAAAAGAAAAGAAAAUGUGCAUUUGCACACUGUAUUUUUUUUAAAUUGCGAAUACUGACAAAGCAGUCAUUUGGAGGUGUUCACAUUUUAUGCAAAUCAAGCUAUUGAUUGAUUUAGUGAAUAAAUUAAUUUUUGCAUUUUCUCCACUUACAUAAUAAUGAUGUGAAUUGCUUUGUUUAUAGAAGUAUUUACUUUUUUUUUGUUUGCUUGUAACAAUUUGUUUGCAAUGAUGCAUCGAUGAUAAAGAGAUGCUCAUAAAUUUGUUCUUGCUUCUUUUCAGCCAGCUCUGUUUUGAAGCUGCUUUUGUCUUACAUUGGUGUCAAAUUUUCAGUGUGCCAAGCUCUUGCUUAGCGAUGUUUUCACUUGAUGAAUACCAUGUCUGCAUUCUUCCAUAGUGGACUGGUGUUUUCUUAAAAACUGAUGCUUGUAACAGAAAUAUUCACUAUCCAUGCCAUAUGUUGCCCUCCAAGAAGGCGGCUGGCAUGAAAAAGCCAUGUUUCACAUUUAUUUUUGUAAUACAGUUUGGUCCAAAAUGUUUUGUAAAUAUUCUGCUUCUAUAAUAAUGCAUCUUGUGAUAUAAAAAUACAAGAACAACAAUUAUCCACCCAGAUUUGUUCAAGUACCAGUCCUUUUUAAAUUCACAACUGGAAAGACUCUACCUAUCAUGAAAAAAGCAUUUUGUUUUACAAUUUUCUCCAUUUAGCUUUAUGUUUCAUAUUAGAAAGCAGCAUGAAAGCCCAAAAGAUUCUGCCAUAGGUAUUUAAAUAUUCUGCUGAGCUUAUAAUCGUUUUGUAAUGAUUUUUCAAGAACUACGACAAACCACUUUUUAACAUCCAUCCACACCUGCCAUCGCCUGUAAUGUUAGGCUCUGUUUGUGGCCAAAGUACCUGGUCGAUAGAGUUUAAAGCACUGUCUCACUACAAUAUGAGUGAAGUUUGCAGAGAAAGUCUAAUGAUAAAAUCCCUUAGACACCAUGAAAAACAAAGAUAUCAGAAAUAGAACUGUUAUUAACUGCUAUCAGAUAAACUCACUUGUCACUUUUUUGGUUAUGAGUAAUGUAUUUGAUAAAUGAGCACCAACUCCUAUUUAUGGGUAGCCUCAGAUUACAGGUGCCAGCACACACAUGAUCUUGUGUGCAAGUUCGUUUUCUUCCUCUCUCCAAAGAUCUGUAUUCAGAUCUCUCUCUCUCUCUCACUCAUACACACAUGACAUCUGUUAAUAUUGUGCAUAGGUCUACACGCAAAAUAUGGACUUUAUACAAUAAAGUAUGGAAUGUGUUUUCUACAAUAAUUUCCAUGAUUUUA